AUGGAGGAGAAGAAGAAGAAGAAGAAGAAGAAGAAGAAGAAGAAGGUGGAUGAUAAUGGGGGUUCGGGGGUGCAGUCAGUGUUAGUUAUUGGCGUGGAGGAUGAGGCAGAUCUGGACGAGGCGACAGCAGUUGGUGCAGCCCUGAUUCUGCAGUUGGUCCGGAGAUGUCCAACAAGUCCAAAUGACGCCUCGAAUGUCCGUAGACAUCGUGGACACGUAGGAGGCGGUUGGGCGUUGGCGUUGCCAGGUGAGCACAGUUGGAAUUUGUAAGCCCCGCUUUGGCUUUCGCGGCGGCGAUGCGGUUUGCUUCGUAGACCACUGCUCCUGUCUUUAAUGUCCUCCUGAGGGUCGGUCAGUCUCGGACGAGGUCUUCCUAGUUUGCUAGGUUGAUCUGCAGAAGCUUUAGGGAUGUCUUCAGAGUGUCCUUGUAUCGACAGAUUUGGCUUCCUUGGAGGCGGGGACCCGUGGGGACGUCUCCAUUGAAGAGUCGUUUGGGUAGCCGUUCGUCUUCCAUCCGCACGAGAUGGCUGCUCCAACGCAGUUUCAGCUGUCUCAGCAUGGCAAAGAUGCCGAGGAUUCCCGUCCACUUCAGUAAGUCUGUGUCGGUGAUCCGGUCCUGCCACCUCAGCUUCAGUACCCGUGGAAGACAGCUGAUGUGGAAAUGAUUGAGUCCCCGCGCCUACUUCUAGUACAUCACCCAAGUCCUCGCUCCAUACAGCAGCAUCGGCAGGAGGACCGCCUUGUACGUCUUCAGUUUGGUGUCGAGUUGGAGACUGUGCCGAUUCCAAACUGUGCUUUGCAGACAACCGAAGGUUUGGCUGGCUUUGGAGGUCCGGUGGGCCACUUCAUCCUCUACUUUGGUGUUGGGGGAGAGGGUGUUGCCUAG
Messenger RNA from Spirometra erinaceieuropaei, 886 nucleotides. The record is from the annotation of a GenBank genome assembly. NCBI's taxonomy places the organism in Eukaryota, Metazoa, Platyhelminthes, Cestoda, Diphyllobothriidea, Diphyllobothriidae.